CAGGCGCUGAGUGUAUUCUGUAAACCGUCAGCCAUCUGCCGCAGUCAGUUAGCUCCAGCGGGAAUGGAAAAUGGAGGAUUGACCGAAGAAAGAGCGAGGGCAUAUCAUCGGUAUUUCUAGCGCGUAGAUCCUUAAACCUUAACCAAGACUGAUGAUUACUGCUGCAAAGACUUUGCUUAGUUUGAAGAAGCUCUCUGCCACCCAUCUCUGCUGAACUGCAGACAUUCAGUUUGAAAGUAGCGAUUGACUCCAUCAUCUAUGGAGGAGAAUGUGAGCCCUGAGCUCUCUCUAGCCUCUGAGCCAGAGAAGAGCCAGGACCGUAUGGAUAGCUGCUCUCAAGGUGUUGGAGCAGGGAAUAGCGAGCAGCACGAAUUGUUUCAAACUGAAAGCGAGAAUGUGGCCACAAAGACUAUAGAGGAGCCAGAUAAAUCUUCCAAGGGCAACAGUGAGGUAAAGAAGACUUGGGGUUUCCGUCGGUCCACCGUUGCAAAGAGAGAAAUGCCAGUCGAGGCAGCAACCAACAGCUCUGAAAACCGCUGUCCUGUACGCCGUAGUGGCAGGCAGUCUAAGCGUACAGACAAACUAGAGGAAUUCCUCUUGACUGCCAAAAGGGGGUCAAGAAAGAGUGCCCCUCCCAGCCUGGAGAGUGGAGAUCCUCCUUCCCAAACCCCAACUGAUGCAGAGACCGCCUCAGAGGCCAGCUUUGAUGGUAAUGCUGACACCAAGGCUGUGGAGGACAAGGUGGAUUCCCCAGAGAGGAGGACAAGAAGUGGUGCAAGGAAGCAGACUCAAAGGAAAACUCGAGGUGGCAGACAGACCAGAGGAGGCGGCGGAGCGACAGUCAAUGAUGAGGGCAGCUCUGAGAAUGAGGAGGACAGCAGAGAUGCUACCAAGAUAGACCAGUUACAGGAUAACAACGGGGAGAAUAAAGAUGAAAAGAGUGAUCCGAGUCCUGAAGAUGUAGGGAUUACCAACACAGCACAGUCUCAGCCAGAGCAGGACUCUGAGAAGAAGGAGGUUGGUGAGGAGAAAGACGAACACGGAAAUAAAAAUGACAAAGUGGAAACGGAGAAAGAGAGUGACGAAGACAGUUCAGACAAGCCACCUGGAGCACUGGUGGUAAAACGUGGACCAAUAAGAACAUAUGUCAAUAAAAAGAAGGCAGCCAAUAAGAACACUACCCCUGUUAAAGCUCCUGCCCCUGCCAACAAGAGCACCAUUCCUGUCAAGAGGGAAACUAAGCCUAAAUCUACCCAAGCUGCUGGAAAGACUCGCAAGCCCCAGAUGCAAGAGGACCACCACCACGACGAUGAUGAUGACGAUGACGACGACGAUGAUGAUGAUGAUGAUGAUGACGACGACGAGAAUGACUCUUCAACCUCUUCGUCAUCCAUUGAGUCAGAUGAAGGAGGAUAUGACCCCAAUGCACUUUAUUGCAUCUGUCGCCAAAAACACAACAAAAGGUUCAUGAUCUGCUGUGACCGUUGUGAGGAGUGGUUCCAUGGAGACUGUGUGGGCAUCACAGAGGCCCGCGGCCGACUGAUGGAGAGAAAUGGGGAGGACUACAUUUGCCCCAACUGCACCGCUAAGAAAAACCAGGUGGUCAGGCCCGCCACAUCUAUCCUCUCUACAAGUACAGAGGUCGGGAGGUCGAAAGCUGAUGCUACUCUUCAGACUUCUUCUUCCGCCACUGCUGUGACCUCUUCUGCAGCUGCCGAGAAAGCUAACCCAAGUGGAGCAGCUGCUCAGGCUGUGGGAGCACCUCUGUCCUUCACAGGUCUUGGACCUGAAGAGAAGGGAGCAGAGGAUCUGGGCAUCAAAGGCAGGAUAGAGAAAGCCACUAAUCCAACUGGGAAAAAGAAGAUAAAGAUCUUUCAGCCGGCAAUACAGCAGACAGCCGUACCAAAAGCACAGCAGAAGGCGACAUCAGUGGUGGAGAAGAGGGCAACACCCACAGCAGAGCAGAAAGCCCUACCAGACACAGAGCAGAAGGUGGCAUCAAAUGUUGAGGUGAAAACGACGCCAGCAGCGGGGGUGCCAGAGGAGAAGAGCGGGCAGAAGGCUGAGGAGGAGUCUUCUCUUCCUAAAUGUAUCGGGCCUGGCUGUGAGAAUAACGCCCAGCCAGACUCUGUGUACUGUGGAAACGACUGUAUCCUGAGACACGCUGCUGCGGCCAUGAAGUCCAUCACUGAUGUCAAAGAGCCUAAGCAGAAGGACAAGGCCAAGACUCAGAAAACCAAGUCUACACCUAAGAGGAGCGCUGCUGGUGGGAAAAAGACACAGAAGAAGACCCGAGAGGAAUCCGACAGCGAGGAGGACCACAGUCCUGAUCCAGACGAGGAUGAUGAAGACGAGCAUGCUGAGGAACACCCGCCCCCGCCGGCCACUGCAUCCUGGUCCAGCGACCAUAAUUACAUUGCAGUAACACCAGAAAAGACUACACCCAUAUCACCAACAGUGUUAAACAAAAAGUCUCCUCCCAAAGAAGAGAAGCUGAGUGAGAAGGAGCAGAAAGAGAAGGAACCAGCCCCGGCUUCUGAGAAACCCUCCCCGGCAUCGGUGACACCAGUCAAAGGAAACAAGAAAUCCCAGACCACUAAAGCAGCCAAGGUUUCCCCCAAGGGCAAGAAGCCAUCCCUUCAUUCUUCCAGCUCAAAGGCAUCCAAGAAACCCGCGACACCUCCGAGUAAAACUGCAGCAAAGUCCAAGAAACCAGGCCCACCACCCGCCUCAUCUCCCUUCCCUCCAGGUCCGAUCCACGUCACAGGAGCACUGCGAGUCACCAAGUCUAACUUCACCAUUCCUAAGAAGCAGCCACAACAAAAAGACACUCCAUCCCACAGUCACUCCUCUUCAUCCUCAAGAGUCCCAUCGUCUCCAUCAGCUCCCUCCAACCACUCAUCGUCCUCCAGAUCGUCACAUCCAGCCGCUUCAGCGCCUCCUGUGUCCCCCAUGCCACCUCCACCCAACAACCAGAUGAGACAGAACAUCCGCCGCUCGCUCACAGACAUCCUUUACAAGAGGGUGAGCGACAGUGACGAUCUGAAAAUGACUGAGAGUGAGGUGGGAAGGCUGGCAGUUGCCAUUGAGAAGGAAAUGUUUAACCUCUGCCUUAGCACUGACAGCAAGUACAAGAACAAAUACAGGUCCCUCAUGUUCAACCUGAAGGAUCCGAAAAACAAAGGCCUGUUCUACAGGGUGGUGGGGGGAGAGGUUAGUCCCUUCAGGUUGGUGAGACUAAGUGCUGAAGAAUUGCUUUCCAAAGAAAUAUCUGAGUGGAGGAAGCCUGACGCUCCUGAGGCUCAGUCUCCCAAUACAAGAGCCCAUUCAGGGCAGUCUAGACUGGGCAACAGACAUGACUCUAGCUCUCAUAGUGUGGAUAUGGAGGACGCUCCACCAACAUCUGAUGCAGAUGUAUGUAUUUCUGCCACCACUUCCUCUCGCAUGGCCUCUGCUGCAGACCAAGACGAGUCUGGCUCCACUCCUUCAGCUUCGGCUCAGUCCUCUGCUGUUGAAGGGAGCGGUGGCAGCAGCAUGCCAGACAUUUUCAGUAGCAUGCUCAAAGACACCACAUCAGAACACAGGACUCAUCUAUUUGACCUCAAGUGUAAAAUAUGCACAGGCCAGAAGACAGAAGAUGAGCCAGCAGCUAAAAAAGCCAAACUGACCAAGAAGCCUGAAACUAAACCACUCAGACAGGAGCUGCAUUCGUCCAGGUCAGGGGAUGUUUCUCCUGUGGUCCAACCACAGGUCCCUGCAGCCUAUCCGCACCAAGACUCUGUAGCCUACCAACACCCAGUCCCUCCAUCGUACCAGUCCAACACAGAUGCCCCCGAAUCACAGCAGCUUUACCAGGAGGACCUCAGCAUGCUCGUACCUCCUGCCCAAGCCCCUGCACCUGUUGCCGCGACUGUUUCCUCUGUCACCAUCACCCGUAGAGACCCACGCAUGGCCAGGCACAGCUCCGGCGUAACUGUCACCUACACUGCUCCAGAGAAGCCCAGCAAUAACACAGCCGAACCACUCCCUGCUCCUGUUACUGCUCCAGUGGAGGUUGGACCCAAGAUACCACUGCCGAUGCCCCCAGCUUCGCCAUCUUCAGUUGCCGUCUCCAAAUCAACUAAAACGAGCACAUCUGAGCCUCCCCCUGAGGGCGAGACUGCAAUCUUCCUCCAUGGUCAAGAGAAGAUUUGGAAAGGAUUUAUCAACAUGCAGUCGGUGGCCAAGUUUGUGACCAAGGCUUACCUGGUCUCGGGAUCCUUCGAACACCUGAAGGAGGAUUUGCCAGACACCAUUCACAUUGGAGGACGGAUAUCUCCAAACACAGUGUGGGACUAUGUUGGGAAGCUGAAAACUUCGCUCUCCAAGGAGCUGUGUCUGAUCCGUUUCCACCCAGCCACAGAGGAAGAGGAGGUGGCAUAUGUCUCUCUCUUCUCUUACUUUAGCAGCAGGAAACGAUUUGGUGUGGUGGCUAACAACAACCGCCGCAUCAAAGACCUCUAUCUCAUCCCAUUGGGCUCAAAGGACCCGUUACCCUCCAAACUAUUACCGUUUGAUGGGCCAGGGCUUGAACCAGCUCGUCCCAACCUCCUCUUGGGGUUGUUGAUAUGCCAGAAGGACAGAAAGCGUGCUGGUGGUCCACUGGAAACCGAGGAGAAACGGUCCAAGACUCAGACCAAAGAUGCUGAUGACACUGGCCUUCCAAAGCCAUCCUCCACAGUCAAAGCGGAAAGAAGCGCACGGCACAGUCUAGAAAUCCCCUUCAGCACAACUCCUCCAGGAUCACCUCCAUCCAGCUCCUCUGAAACUUCAAGCAGCACUGUGACAGCCUCCUCAGUCCGUUCAAUCCUGUCCUCUGUCAAAGCUCCAACCACAUCCACUACCACUGGCAAGGACUCACCCUCCUCAUCCAGUUCUGUUGCUUCCUCUGCAGCAACUGCCACUCCUCUUCAGACCAUCCUCGACACUCUUUUUGGGAAGAAGAAGCAUGACUCCGAAGUUAACUCUCCAUCUGAUCAGGGUGGGGAACUCUCCGUCCCACCACCUACAAUGCUAGACCCCAUUGUGCAGCAGUUUGCACAGAUUUCUAAAGAGAAAACGGUGGAGGAAGAUGAAGAUGACCGACCAUAUGACCCAGAAGAAGAGUAUGACCCCGGUAGGGGCUACAAUCUGCCCAAGAAGCCUGUUGAGAUAGUAAGUAAACCUGGAGUCCCCAAGCAGCCUGAGGUGGUUGCAAGUGAAGCUGAUGAUGUGGCAUAUGACCCAGAGGAUGACUCCAUUUUUGAAGAGGUCAAAACUUUAGUCCCAGGUCAAGCUAAGGCUGCAACUGAAUGUAUAACUGAUCCACAAAAGAUCCUGGAGAGCCUGAAACAGAUCGGAGAUCAGACAUUCCAGAAACAGGGAGAUCAGCCACUGUCAUCCACCGGGACACCUGGUGCCUCACUGGCACUGCCAGACACACUCUUAACUCAGCCUAAUAAAUCCCUUUUGGCCAGUAGUCAACUACUGCAGCUUGGCAAAAAGGUUGAGGAACUGGUAAAGUCUUCAUCGGUUUCUCCCUUAAUCAACCAGAGGAGAGAUCCUCGCCAGAGCAGGGAUCCUCGUCAGGCUUCGGCUGGCAGGAAACCGACUGAUGAACCGGAGGAGAAAGAGGAGACAUCUACUGUGUUGGCAGAUGCAACUCUUCCUUCAGAGCUACAGCCGCCUGAUGUUCCUGAACUCCCAGACUCCUCACAAGAUGCAGAGACAUCACUGCCUCAAGAAGAAGUGAAAGGUGAGACCCUACCCUUCAUGGAGUCAGACAAGUCAGAGGUGUCAAUUCCUUUAUUAGGAGAGGAGGUGGAACCUGAUAUGGAGGUCAACUACAUGGAUGAGAAAGAAGUGAAAACUGAGGAAGCUGAGCCAGUCAAGGCAGAAACAGAGAUGGACAAGUACAGUAUUUGGCCAAAUGCUGCCAGUAUUUUAAAGGUUGGUGAAGACUCAGAAUAUGAGGAGAAUAGCCAAGAUACACCAACUACAGGCUAUUAUAAAGAGCCUGAAAAAACCUCCACAGUAACUUCAACAAUCCCAGUACUCACUCAGAGCACAAUGGUUGAGACUCAGUCCCAUCACGUGUCGCAUCACAUGUCGGCGCCAGGCUUCGACAGUGAGUACAGACCUCCAGCUGACAUUCCCCCUCCAUCUAACUUCCCUCCACCCCAUCCAAUGCAGGGACAAAACCUGAUAAUGAGGCCUCCACCAAUGUCUGUGCCUCCACCCAUGCAAGGUCUUCCUCCAUUGUCUGGGCCCCCUCCUAUGCAGGGACCCCCUCCGCCCAUCCAUGUUCCUCCCAUUGUACGUGCUCCUCCCAUGCAGGCUGACAGCAGUCAGCAAUAUGGCCCUCCUCCAGCUGGAUACCCUCCCUAUCAGAACCAGUGGCCAGGCACCCAGCCACCACCACAGCAGCAGCCUCUUCCUGGACCACCUCCCCAGAAUAUCAUGCCUCCCAGAGGACCACCGCCACCAUUCCCUCCAAUGGCCCAGAGAGGCCCUCCUCCUCAAAUGUUUGAUCCCUCCAUUCCCCCUCAACACAUUGGACAGCAAGGCCCCCCUCCAGCCCUCCCCCUACCUCCAACUUUUGAAGGGCAGAACACCUUACCUCCACCAAGAUUCACGGGUCCACCACCACCCCCCUUUAAUUUCCCUGCAAACAGAGGUCCCCCUCCACCUUUCGCGGCCCCGCCUCCUGGUCACUUUGAUAACAGGCUUCCUCCUCCGUCCCACUUCCCAGGGCCUAGGGGCCCCCCUCCAUCCCAGUAUGGUGACCUUGGUUCCCAACCCCCAAUGGUAGACCAACCUCGAGGCCCUGCAGAACACUAUAACAAAGACACUGCUAACUCUUUCAAGCUAAAUGUGGAUCAGAAUCCAAACUCGCUCCAUAUUUUUAAAGACAAUCAGGGUCCCCUGCCUGGUUCAUCGUACCGGGGACCUCCACCCAACCAGUAUGAGGAUAGAAGAGGCCCACCUGUCAGUGGGGAAAUGAGUGGACAACACUUCAAUCAGCAUAACCAGUAUGGGAGCUCCAGACCACACUCCUCACCGCCACACCGAGGAUCUUUUGACGAGCUCAGAGGGCCUCCGCCUCAGGAGAAUAGACCUCAUCCUUCUCAGCCUUUUGGAGGAUCAGAGCGGUACCGCUUCGACAGGCACUCAGAUGAGGCUAGACCUAUUCGUCACAGUGGGCCGCUACUGCCAACUCCUCAAGAGGCUCCCAUAGGGCCUCCAAGUCGCAUAGGAGCCCACAGUCCAGACCUGCACAGGGAUGACCACUGGCGCCGCCACUCUCCUGAACUGAGGCGGCGGAGCAGCAGCACCCAAGAGGACUCAGAACCUCGCAGUGGAGAUCGCUUCAGUCGCUUUGAAGGAGGGCACAGGGAUCCUCCUGGUCCCUCGCAACCCUCUGAAGAGAGACAGAGAGAGCUGUCUGAGGAUCGCAGGAGGGAAAGAGAGCGGGAAAUCCCCCACGCUGGCAGGACAUUAUGGGACAGGGGACAGGGAAAGCGAUGGAGCCGAGAGCGAGAGUGGGACAGAAGCAGAGAAAGGGACCGGGAUCGAGACCGUAGCCGGGAAAGAGAACGCAGCAGAGGGAGGGAGGGUGAGAGGCACAGGGAGACGGAGGGGGAGCGACACAGGGAUCAAGAGCCAGACAAAAGGAGAGACCGGGAGAGAGACAGAGAGAGAGAACGGGACAGGCCCAGGGAAAGAGACUCUGACAGGAGGGACUACGACCGCGACAGAGUGAGAACCCGUGACCGAGAACGUGAACGUGAUCGAGAGCGGGACAGAAGACGGGACAGAUCCAGAAGCAGAGAGCGAGACCGUGAUCGAGACCGUGGGAAAGACCGGGGCAGGGACAGGGACAGAGAAAGAGACAGGGACAGGGAGCGAGAGAGGGACAGGGACAGAGACCGGGACAAGGACAGAGAUCGUCGGGACAGGAGCAGAAGCCGAGAAAAGAGAGAGGAGAGAAAGGACAGUAAACACGAUACACCCAAGGAGAGUGAUAAAACUGCAGAAAAUGACAAAAACAUGUCCUAGUCUCUGUUCAUGGACACUACAUUACAGUUAAGAGACUCUUACAUCUUUCACCAGUUGAACUCAUCACUGUAAAUGCAGUAUUUCGUUAAAUUUCCACAUUUGUGUUCCUACUAUGAAGAAAGGUUUGACAGUGUUUGUAUUCUUUGUCACAUAAAGGUUUCUAAGUUUGUUUAAUCACAUUUGAAAAACAGAAAACUGAAGGCCAUCUGAGUUGCUUGUUACCAGAUGUAUUAAGUAGGUCACUUAGUCCUAUUACAUGUACGUUCCUCCAUUCAAAGCUUUUUUUAAAGAAAAGAAUAAUGCAACUGAUUAACACACCAUUUGCAAUAUGUAAAUAUGAAUAUAUUUGUGUAUAUACUGAUGUUUUUAAUCAUACUUUUCUAAGUAGAGAAAAUAAAAGCCAUAUAUCUGAAAUGGAUAAUGUGAAAGUAAAGGCAACACUGUUUAUACACAAAUGUGUGUUUAUAUGUCGAGCAGCUUUGACCUAAAAGGCUUCAACUAUCUACAGUAUCCACCCCAUCAAUGGUCGUUAAUGAAAUGUCCUGAGUUUGUUUCAGAUCAACCAAUUAAACCAGUUUGACAACA
Messenger RNA from Seriola aureovittata, 8661 nucleotides. RefSeq names its product death-inducer obliterator 1-like. Gene Ontology annotation, cellular component: nucleus. The record is from RefSeq and is a predicted model, not a curated record. NCBI's taxonomy places the organism in Eukaryota, Metazoa, Chordata, Actinopteri, Carangiformes, Carangidae. Gene Ontology annotation, biological process: DNA-templated transcription; apoptotic signaling pathway.